This is a messenger RNA of Saccostrea cuccullata (small rock oyster), 405 nucleotides long. RefSeq lists its product as uncharacterized. Gene Ontology annotation, biological process: DNA transposition; DNA integration. Lineage: Eukaryota; Metazoa; Mollusca; Bivalvia; Ostreida; Ostreidae. Bases 1 to 405 code for a protein of 134 amino acids. Gene Ontology annotation, molecular function: DNA binding. The record is from RefSeq and is a predicted model, not a curated record. The transcript has a single exon.
AUGGGUAGAAAAGGAAAAGAACUCAGUAGUGAGGUGAAAGAAGUCGCCAAGAAAUUACUUGAUAAGGGAAAAACUGUCAGGUAUGUGGCAGAUGUUCUCGGUGUAUCCCACUCCACCAUUGGAUCACUGAAAAAACGUUUUGAAGAGAGAGGUUCAGUGGAAAACAUCCCGCGAAGUGGUCGACAGCCUACUGUGACAGAACGUGACUAUAGAUGCUUAGAAAGGUUAGUUAAAGUUAACAGGAGGGACAGUCUAACAGAAAUCACAAAUAAAUUUAAUGAAAACAGGAAUAUUCCCGUAUCUAAGCGUACAUUACAACUUCAUUUACAUAAACAUGGAUUUACAAGACGUGUAUCAAAGAAGAAACUAGUGAUAAGGGAGAUAAAUCGAAGAAAGAGGUUGUAA